GGUGUAGUAAGGGACAGAUCAAUAGCCAAGCGUCCUCCGAGUUUCGGAGUCUCUAGCGUCGCGCACUCGCGUACCGAACUUCGUCCCGACAGCACGCAUUUCACCCUAGCACAAGAAAUCCAACUGCGAAUAUGGAGUAUAAACAGUGCGGUUGGAUGGUUGCUGGUUUGAUCCUACUACUGGUGGCUAUAGCUUCAGCUGAAGGAGAAGUUUUGGAGAAAGGCGAUCAUGAAGCUCUCGUCCGCAACGAAAGAGGCGCUAAAAGUAGAGAGACAUGUCGCUACGUUCGUGGCGCUUGGUCCGAAUGCGAUUCUAAGACGAACAUACGUUCGCGAACGCUUACUUUGAAAAAAGGAGAUGUUUCGAACUGCGAACGUACAAAGACUAUUCAGAAGAAAUGUAAAAAAGCGUGUCGUUACGAGAAAUCGUCAUGGAGCGAAUGUAGUCCCAAUGGUGAGAUGUCCAGGACUGACAUGUUGAAAGCAAACAGCGACCCGACUUGCGACCAAAGCCGACGCAUUACUAAAAAAUGCAACAAAAACAAACAAGUCAAGUCCACCAAAGAUAAGGGUCGCAGAAAUCGUCAGUAAAGUGUGUUUGUAGCUGUGCCUACUAUUUAGAUUAUAACAACGUUUUUAUUAUAAAAUUGUCAUGAUUGUUCGUUGAUUCUAAUUUAUGUAAUAGCGCCAAUAUCAUGAAGUGUUGGUUUUAAAGUUAUUGUAUUUUAAGCAUUUAUUAGUAACAAUGUAAUAACAAUACUGUUUUACUCUUUGACAUUUCAAUGUUCGAAACUUUAAAUAUUCGUAAUUAGAUGCCUUUUCAUUUUAUCAUAAUAGUUAAGUUAAAUAUUUGAUAUUAAAUAAAUGAGUACUUAGC
Messenger RNA from Papilio xuthus (Asian swallowtail), 876 nucleotides. The record is from RefSeq and is a predicted model, not a curated record. Lineage: Eukaryota; Metazoa; Arthropoda; Insecta; Lepidoptera; Papilionidae.